AUUAUUUAGUGAUAAUUUGAAGGGAACAUUUGAUCAUCUGGCCACACUGCCAAGUAAUAGUCAUAGAAUUGAAUGAAAAUAAAGUCGCACAACACAAAGUCUUGUUGAGAGGUUCCGAGAUUCAGCGAAGAUGUACCAGGAAUAUCUAAACCAAUUGCAGGCCUCCAUCGCUCCCAUGGGCUCCGAGGAGCUGAAGGAGCUGCUGAACAACGAUGACAAGCUGGACGAGAAGGUUGACGAAGUGCUCCAGGUGCUCCGAACACAGAAGGUUAGUGUUUUCGAGGACAACAGGAGUCGGGCGGAGCGCAACAUCGAGCGGGAGCCCCAGAUCAUCGAGCUGCGGAGCCGGCUGGCGGAACUCUCGGAGGAGGGACGCACCAGGUGCUCCUCUGUCCAGGAAAAACUUUCCCAGCUCAAGGAGAAGUCGGGCGGAAUGGGUCCGGAAACGGCGCUGGCCCUGCUGCAGACAGCUGCCUCCGAGAGCGAGGAGCAGACCGAGGAGAUGGUCAAGAAGUUCAACGACAGCGAUACUGGGGUGGAGGCCUUUCUGGAGGAGUUCCUCGCCAGCCGGCGAACCAUGCACCUGCGUCGCCUCAAGGCCGAGAAAAUGCAGGAGCUGAUGCGCAAACAGCGCCAGGGUCCGCCAAAUACAUCCCUGCCAGCCUACGGAAACGUGCCCUCCGGCGGAUUCUAUCCCAUGGCUGGAGGUUCGGUGCCCUACCCAAAGAUGGGACCCCUGAUGCCCAUGCCACCGCCAUCCAGACCCUACUGAGUUCUCGGCCCUUUGUCCUAAGCGAAUUACUGCCAUGGCUCAUCAGUCUGCAGCAGUGGGUGAAUUGCAAAUCAGAGGGAACU
Molecule: messenger RNA, 855 nt
Organism: Drosophila erecta
Lineage: Eukaryota; Metazoa; Arthropoda; Insecta; Diptera; Drosophilidae
Gene: Vps37B
Product: vacuolar protein sorting-associated protein 37B
Exons: 2
Coding region: 131-772 (213 amino acids)
Biological process (GO): protein targeting to membrane; ubiquitin-dependent protein catabolic process via the multivesicular body sorting pathway; protein targeting to vacuole
Cellular component (GO): ESCRT I complex
Source: RefSeq, a predicted model, not a curated record